UAAGCUGCUGGCUCUUAUGCCUUCUUUAUUUCGUUGUCAAUUUCAACCCGAGCUCGCACCUGAAGGAACUCGAAAGACAAUACCAUAUCGCAAACCCUCUCUCUCUUUCUCCCGCCAGCCAUGAGUCUCUUCGGCCUGGGCAGAAGCAGGAAAAUGAUACAUGGGCUUGUGAUGAGUUUUGACAGAUCUGUUGUAUGGAAACCAGAGAACAUUCCGUCCAAAAAAGAGCGCACCCUCAGGGAGUAAGGGGGCACAACUAAGAAAGCACAUUGAUGCCACCCUAGGCAGUGGAAAUCUGCGGGAGGCAGUAAAACUUCCUACAGGGGAGGAUCUGAAUGAGUGGCUUGCUGUCAACACUGUUGAUUUCUUCAACCAAGUAAAUUUGCUAUUUGGUACCCUCACAGAGUUCUGUACCGAUGAGCAUUGUCAAACGAUGACUGCAGGCCCCAAAUACGAGUAUAGAUGGGCUGAUGGGGAAAAAAUAAAGAAACCAAUUGAGGUUUCUGCUCCAAAAUAUGUUGAGCUUUUAAUGGACUGGAUUGAAGGCCAGCUUGAUAAUGAAUCCAUCUUUCCUCAAAGGCUUGGGGCACCCUUUCCUCCCAAUUUCAAGGAUGUUGUGAAGACAAUUUUCAAAAGAUUAUUCCGCGUAUAUGCCCACAUCUAUCACACUCAUUUCCAAAAAAUUGUAAGCCUCAAGGAGGAGGCCCAUCUAAAUACAUGCUUUAAGCAUUUCAUACUAUUUACUUGUGAAUUUGGGCUAAUUGAAAGAAAGGAGCUGGCUCCACUUCAAGAGCUCAUAGAUUCCAUCAUUGUUCCUUACUAGACGGAUUGGCUUAUCUUGUGAAACAUAACAUAUCAGGGAAACUUGAUUGAACUAAAUCAAAUAAAUACUGCUCAGUGUAUGACUUAAGGGUUUCCAUCAAGUGGAUUUAUAUUUCAAGUUGA
Molecule: messenger RNA, 945 nt
Organism: Carya illinoinensis
Lineage: Eukaryota; Viridiplantae; Streptophyta; Magnoliopsida; Fagales; Juglandaceae
Product: MOB kinase activator-like 1B
Exons: 8
Coding region: 434-823 (129 amino acids)
Biological process (GO): positive regulation of protein phosphorylation; signal transduction
Cellular component (GO): nucleus; cytoplasm
Molecular function (GO): protein kinase activator activity
Source: RefSeq, a predicted model, not a curated record